AUUCCUCCACCUGGGCGCCUUUGACUUUUCGUUGUUUUCGUGUUGCCAAGUGACAUGGAAGAUAGAAGUUCCCCGACCUAUUGUCCUGUCGUACCCUCCCUCCUCCAUAUGUAUUUAAACCGCGGACUCCGGACCAAGGAGAGACAGCGGAGGAGAAUAUUUAAGAGGAGGGGGAGCAAGAGAAGAGGUAUCCUCACGUCCCUACCGCGAAUAAAGAUCACCUGUUCACCCGUCCGAAUAUGGGAGGCCUCGUCUCACACUUUUUGGCUCGCUUCGUUACCAUGAAACCCGUCCGAAUUCUCAUGGUUGGUUUAGAUGGUGCAGGGAAAACUACUGUCCUGUACAAACUGAAGCUGGGAGAGGUGGUCUCCACCAUCCCUACUAUAGGGUUCAACGUUGAGACGGUGGACUAUAAGAACGUGAGUUUCACCGUUUGGGACGUUGGUGGACAGAACAUCGUCAGAACCCUGUGGAGACAUUACUUCACUAACACACAGGGGCUGAUAUAUGUGGUGGACAGUAACGACCCAGAGAGAAUGAAAGAAGCCGCAACAGAGCUGCAUCGCAUGUUGGAGGAGGAUGAGCUGAGGGGUGUGGCCGUGCUGGUAAUGGCCAAUAAACAGGACCUGCCCAGAGCCAUGUCUGUCAGUGACGUAACAGAGGCCCUCGCUGAGGCUUUUCCCUCGCUGUCAGGGCUGUCCAACACGUGGUCUGUCCAGGGCUGCUGUGCGGUCAGUGGUGCCGGCCUGAUGGAGGGACUCGACUGGCUCUCCAUACAGGUACAGAAGCACUAGGCCCCCCCGGAUCUGGGAACACCUGCUGCACCUUCUGCAUCUUAUACAGACCCCAACCCAUCAUGACGAAGUCACUUGGUUCCGCCUCAAUGAGUCCAGAACCUUCUGAGAAGGAUCUAGUCACUGUCUGUGACAGGCAAAACGAAGUUGGAUCAGAUUUGUUUGUAAAAGUUGUUUUGUUAUGCUUUUAUUUUACAUCCUUCUUUAAAAGAAAGAGUAUAUAUAUUUUUAUUGUUUAUUGCUGCCUAUGUAAAGCACUUUGAAUUGCCUAUGAAUGCAAACAGCUUUAGUGUAAGAUUUAUAUAAAAUAUUGAGUGGGAGUUCAUACAACGGGAACAAUAAAGUUUAAUCAAAACAAA
Messenger RNA from Gadus morhua (Atlantic cod), 1153 nucleotides. Its product is annotated as ADP-ribosylation factor 4. The record is from RefSeq and is a predicted model, not a curated record. Lineage: Eukaryota; Metazoa; Chordata; Actinopteri; Gadiformes; Gadidae. The coding region runs from base 240 to 794 and encodes 184 amino acids. The transcript is spliced from 6 exons. Gene Ontology annotation, molecular function: GTP binding; GTPase activity.